GACAAACUGCACCAAUCCUAGAUCGAUCUCCCGUGAAAGAAGCCAAAGAACGACAACCAGAGAACGAUCGGCCGGCGGCGAACAAUCGACCGCCAGCGAACGAUCAGCCGCCAGCUAAUUAUCGGCCACCAGCUAACGAUCAGCCGCUGGCAAAUGAUCGGCCGCCAGCGAACAAUCGACCACCAUCGAACGAUCAGCAGGCAGCUAACAAUCGGCCGCCAGCGAACGAUCAGCCGCCAGCUUACAACAGGCCACCAGCUAACGAUUGGCCACCAGCUAUCAAUCGGCCGCCAGCAAACGAUCAGCCGCCAGCUUACAACAGGCCACCAGCUAACGAUUGGCCGCUAGCUAUCAAUCGGCCGCCAGCGAACGAUCAGCCGCCAGCUUACAAUAGGCCACCAGCUAACGAUUGGCCGCCAGCAAACGAUCAACCGCCAGCAAACGAAACAAUGGCGUGGAUGACGAUGUGGGCUCGAGCUUCUUCACAAGAUUAUGAAAAGCGCAUCAACGAGGCUGCACGGCGCAAAGCACAAAAAAUAAUACAAAAAGAGUUUGGUUUCCUGUUACGGGGAGGAGCUCGUGGACGAGGAGCUCGUGGGCGAGGAACUCGUGGACGAGGAACUCGUGGACGAGGAGAAAGAGGAUACUAUGAAAAUGCACCCCCUAAUGUGCAUCCCCAACCAAAUUUUGUUUUUGCGCCGUCCAUCGCACCCCAACCUGCGUACACCUUUACCACGCCCCAACCUUCAUAUACCUUAACGCCGCAACCAGUUCCAUCUUAUUCUGGGUGUGGACAAUUUUGCGCGCCACGUUGUUCACAUUAUCAUUGA
Molecule: messenger RNA, 830 nt
Organism: Pseudomyrmex gracilis
Lineage: Eukaryota; Metazoa; Arthropoda; Insecta; Hymenoptera; Formicidae
Product: altered inheritance of mitochondria protein 3-like
Exons: 2
Source: RefSeq, a predicted model, not a curated record